CAUUUUAAAUUUAACGAUUGCUCAAAAUGAAACUGUUAUUAAACAUGUAUUUAAAAUGUUGUUAAGUUAGAGCCAGCUUAUCUGGAAUGCAAGCCUCUUUAAAACUCUCAUUGCAUUUCGUGUAAUUUCCCUCUGAAUUUAGCUCACUCUCUAGAUGACUCUAGCUUCUAGCUUCUCUAUGUUAAGCCCAGCUCACUCUCUUCCACUCUCCCCAUGCAGUUACACAUGUGAAGUUGUGUGUUCGCUGUUGCAGUUUCCAGCUUCUGUGAGUUAAGCCUAGCUCACUCUCUUUUACUCUCUCCCUUCAUUUACAUGUGUGCGAUUGUGUGUUCGCUGUUGCUGAUUCCAGCUGCUCUGAGUUAAGCCUAGCUCCACUCUCUUCUACUCUCACCGUGCAGUUGUUUGUUCGCUGUCGCCGUUGUAAAACUGCAACAGUCACUCUCUCUGCUUCGCUCUGGCCUGCUUACAGACUUUCACACAGUGAUAAGGCUGCGCUGCUCUCUCUUGUAAGCGAAAAAAUAUAAAAGGGGGCGCAUGCGCCGCCCGCUCCCUCAUUCGCGCAGCUGCACUUGGAUUGAACACAUCGAGCUCUGGUACGGAUUCCGACUGGCGGGUGCUUGGCGCUUCCUCCUCCUCUUCAAGCCGAAUUCAUUCGAAUUACUGCCCAAAAUGACGGCCAACAGAACAACAACAACAACAGCUCAGCGUGGCGUCUAUAUCACAAACGAGAUAAUCAUCACGGCCAUGGACCGAUUUGUGUGGUUUGUCCUCCUGGUGGUCAUGUCGCACCUGGUCACCGAGUUCACCCGCGUUUCUGGCUAUGCCCGUGGCCAGCGCCAAGAGCUGGUGCUGCUCAAUGAUACUCUGCUGCAACCCAUGCCCGUUCAGAAUAUGGUUUUGUAUCCCAACCAGGAGUAUGGCCAGUACCAGCAGCCGCGUCCCUCCUCCGCGGGCUCUGUGCAUAGCCUGCAGCAGAAUGCCGCCUUGCUGCUGAGUAGCCUGGCGGCCCAGGCUGCCCAGGCAGCGGGAGCAGCUGCAGCUGGACCCACAUCGGUGGCCGGCAGCAAUGGGGCCCUUCUGUCCCUGGGCAAUGUGCCCCCACAGCCAGCCCACACGGCGGAGAACACAUAUCCCAUGUUCAGUCUGCGCCCGCUGAUCGACAGCAUUUUCGAGAUUCCGAUUUCGACACUGCGCGCUGUCAACAAUCUGGUGGGUCGUCUGACCGGAAGCUAUCGUCAGGCUGGUGCCACGACGGAACUAUCACAGAAAUCUGUGGCCGCCGGCACAGCUCUGCCCUCGGGCAGGCCCAGUCCUUCGCCCAGCCUCCUGCCGCGUCCUGGCCAUCCGGAUGCAGAGCGUCAUCAAAUGCGCGAGGAGAUGGCGUAAUUUUAGGAAACCCCCCACUUUUAGCUCGUAAUUUGUGCGUGUGAAUGUAUUUGUCAUUUCUGUCAGUGUAUGUGUCAAGUGUGUGUGUUGAUUUUCUGUGCAUUUAAUGCGUUUCAUUGUGUACCUUUUGUGAUAUAUGUAUGUGACCUUGUUGUAAGGCUAGCCUAAGGAUAUUUAUGUCCAAAAAUGAACAAACAAACAAAACAAAACACAAAAACAACCCCAAAAAUUAAGUCUAAAGAAAUAAAUGUAGAAAAAACAUGAUAUAUUACUAUGGAGGAUA
Drosophila serrata is the source of this 1669-nucleotide messenger RNA. RefSeq lists its product as uncharacterized. The record is from RefSeq and is a predicted model, not a curated record. NCBI's taxonomy places the organism in Eukaryota, Metazoa, Arthropoda, Insecta, Diptera, Drosophilidae.